AUUUGGACUAUAUAACCAAAUCGUAGGCCCAAAUUUUCUCUAUUUAUUCCCCUCUCUCUCUCCAAUAAUCAAAUCGCUGCAAACGUUCACCGCUGUGAAACCUUUUCAGCCGCCGAGUUCCUCAAAAUAUCUUUUUUUCGCCCAAAUCCAAUCAUCUUUCAAGCUCCAAGCAAUUCUGUUUUUUUACUAGCAAUGGCAACUAGACUUCAAUUUGAAAACUCGUGUGAAAUUGGAGUUUUCUCAAAGCUGACCAAUGCAUAUUGCUUGGUAGCUAUUGGGGGUUCUGAAAACUUCUACAGCACAUUUGAGUCUGAGCUAUCAGGCAUUAUCCCAGUGAUCAAAACCUCUAUUGGAGGAACAAGGAUAAUUGGAAGACUCUGCGCUGGAAACAAAAAUGGUCUUCUCUUGCCUCACACUACUACAGAUCAAGAACUUCAGCACUUGAGGAACAGUCUGCCAGAUGGAGUUGUGGUCCAGCGCAUUGAUGAGCGAUUAUCUGCCCUGGGCAACUGCAUUGCUUGCAACGAUCAUGUUGCUCUGACACAUACAGAUCUUGACAAGGAAACGGAAGAGAUGAUUGCUGAUGUUCUUGGUGUGGAAGUUUUCAGGCAAACAAUAGCAGGGAAUAUUCUUGUUGGCAGCUAUUGUGCUAUCUCAAACACAGGAGGUUUGGUACAUCCUCAUACGUCCAUUGAAGACUUGGAUGAGCUUUCAACUCUUCUUCAGGUUCCUCUGGUUGCAGGAACUGUGAACCGCGGUAGUGAAGUGAUUGGUGCUGGAUUGACUGUCAAUGACUGGACAGCAUUUACUGGCUCGGACACUACGGCAACAGAGCUAUCUGUUAUUGAAAGUGUUUUCAAGCUGAGAGAAGCUCAACCUACUGCUAUUGUUGAUGAGAUGAGGAAAUCAUUGAUCGACAGUUAUGUCUAAGUUAUUAUUUAAAUUGUAUGUACUACAAAAUUAUGGGUUGCUGCUUUAAUUGUGUUUCCUAUGUUAAAUGGUCUCACUUGAUAAAAAGCAGAUUUAUGUUUUUAAUCUUAUUUGCGUUUUCUGUUUUUCAAAUGUAUAAUGUAGUACAUUUGAGUAUAAGAAAUUUCUAUCUCCAUAUAAUAUUUUCCAUUUUCA
Messenger RNA from Solanum lycopersicum (tomato), 1125 nucleotides. RefSeq names its product eukaryotic translation initiation factor 6-2. Gene Ontology annotation, molecular function: ribosomal large subunit binding. Gene Ontology annotation, biological process: ribosomal subunit export from nucleus; maturation of LSU-rRNA; maturation of 5.8S rRNA. The record is from RefSeq and is a predicted model, not a curated record. Gene Ontology annotation, cellular component: preribosome, large subunit precursor; nucleolus; cytosol. NCBI's taxonomy places the organism in Eukaryota, Viridiplantae, Streptophyta, Magnoliopsida, Solanales, Solanaceae.